Molecule: messenger RNA, 2032 nt
Organism: Phoenix dactylifera (date palm)
Lineage: Eukaryota; Viridiplantae; Streptophyta; Magnoliopsida; Arecales; Arecaceae
Source: RefSeq, a predicted model, not a curated record
AUUCUACCACUCAAAAAUCGAGCUCGGCAAGCCUCCUUCGCUUCCCAACAAUGGCUCCCUGCAACUCUAGAUCUCUUCAAAUCUUAGUCCUCCUCUUUCAGUUGUUAUCCAUCGUGAUCCCUCUUGCAAGCCCACUCUCCUUCAACCUUACUGGCGAUAAACUGGGCAAACCGAACAUAAACUUCUCUGGCGACGCCUACGUUGACAACAUCGUUGUCCAACUCACCAGCAACCAGCAGGCGCCUUCCCUUAACCAUAGCUUUGGAAGCGCCACAUAUUCCGAACCGGUGCCUCUCUGGGAUAAAGCUUCAGGAACGCUUGCCAACUUCACAACAAAUUUCAUAUUCUCUAUCGACAGCUUCGGACAAAAUAUAAGUGCCGAUGGGCUUGCCUUCUUCCUCUCUCCCAUCCCUUUAGAGGGAAAUUAUUUUUUUGGUGGAACUUUUGGACUAUUUCUAGAUGAUUUGGUGGCUGUCGAAUUUGAUAGCUUCAAGAACCCUGAGUACAACGAUUCGAGCUACAACCAUGUGGGCAUCGACACUUGGUCCGUGGUUUCCAUCGACUGGGUGGACUUGAAUGCUAGCAUCAGAGAGAAUGAACAAUUCAUUGCAUCCAUUAGUUACGAUGCUGUUACUCAAAAUUUGAGCGUCUUCCUCAGUAAUGCUUCAGAUCCUGGGAGGAAUUGGAGCCUGUUUCAUGUUGUGGACUUGAGGGACCACCUGCCUGAGAAUGUAGCCAUUGGUUUCUCAGCUGCCAGUUUAUUGCUCAAAUACGAGUCGCAUACCAUCUAUUCCUGGGAUUUCAAUUCCUCCAAGUUGGGUUCGCAAGAUCUUGCUCCCAGUCCUGGACCUAGUCCAACUAAUGAAACUUCCGAAGGCAAGAAGAAGAGUAAGAUGGGCCUGGUGGUGGGGCUUGCUGUUGGUUUUGGGAUCUUGCUAUGUGGGUUGGGUUUGGUGUGGUCUGCAGUAUCGCGUAAGAGGGCCAGGGGAGGGAUCGAAGAAAAAGAACAGAAGGCUCUUGAAUUGUCCAUCAAUAAUGCAUUCGAGAGAGGUGGCGGCCCUAGGAAAUUUUCUUAUGGUGCACUCGCGAUUGCAACCAGAAAUUUUGUUAAGGAGGCAAAGCUUGGGGAAGGAGGUUUCGGGGAGGUUUACAUGGGAGUGUUGGAUGAUACGAAGCAAGAAGUGGCAAUCAAGAGGAUUUCUAGAGAUUCUAAGCAAGGGAAGAAGGAGUAUAUAUCGGAAGUCACGAUUAUAAGCCGGCUGCGGCAUCGCAAUCUUGUACAACUCAUCGGCUACUGCCAUCAAAAAGGGGAUUUGUUGCUUGUCUAUGAGUACAUGUCGAACAAAAGCCUCGAUCACCAUCUAGACAGCGACGAGCGAUUGCUAACAUGGCCAGAGAGGUACGAGAUCGCAUCCGGGUUGGCCUCGGCACUGCUCUAUCUUCAUGAAGAGUGGGAGCAGUGCGUGGUCCAUAGAGAUGUCAAGCCGAGCAACGUGAUGUUGGAUUCAGGGUUCAAUGCUAAACUCGGUGACUUUGGGCUCGCAAGGCUUGUGGAUCAUGACAGUAACAUGCAAACAACGAUUAUGGCUGGGACCAGGGGAUAUAUCGCACCUGAAUAUGCUACCACAGGUAAGUAAUAUGAUAAUUCUAGCUGCAAUUGAAUGCUCUGAUCUGAAUGAAUGCUUUUCUGAUGGAAACAAUAGAAAUAGAUAUUAUUUAUGCUAGGUAGAGCUGAACUGGCUGGUUGUGGGUGGGCCUAGAACAAGGAAAAUGGCUCUUUGAGCCCAUAGCAACCCUGCGGUCUAGGCCUACCAUGUGUAAUCAUCAGCUCUGCAAAAAGAUAAGAGUGAAAGACCAAUCACUGCUAUCCCAAUUUUAUCAAUAGCCAGGCUUGAUUUUGGCUUGCAAAGAAUCUAAUAGUCUGAUUUGCAGAGAAUUUUACCACUAAUCUUCUCUCCCUAUUGUAUUUGAAGAAAACUAAAGCCCCUCUAUGUGCAUGAUAGGAAGUUAAAUUCAAAUGAAGUUUUGUUUU